Molecule: messenger RNA, 674 nt
Organism: Homarus americanus (American lobster)
Lineage: Eukaryota; Metazoa; Arthropoda; Malacostraca; Decapoda; Nephropidae
Source: the annotation of a RefSeq genome assembly
AUGAUAACAAGAUUAUUUUCUAUUUUUGAACCUUCUUCAAGAAUCUUUUCAUUAUCAAUCAAUUGAUUAUCAACUUUUGUUGGGUUACUUUUUAUUCCCUACCUUUAUUGAGCAGCACCCUCACGUUGAGCAUUAGUUUGAUCCAAAAUUAUGCAACUUCUUCACAAUGAAUUUCAAGCAAUUUUAGGACAAGCCACUAAAGGUUCAACUAUUUUAUUCAUUUCUUUAUUUAGAUUUAUUAUAUUCAAUAACACUCUCGGGCUGCUCCCAUAUGUGUUUACUAGAUCAAGACACCUUGCGAUAACUCUUACGCUUGCUUUACCUUUAUGGCUAACUUUUAUUUUAUUUGGUUGAAUUAACCAUACCCAACACAUGCUUGCUCAUAUGGUUCCCCAAGGAACACCAGGGCUUCUGAUACCAUUUAUAGUGUUAGUAGAAACUUUAAGAAAUAUUAUUCGACCAGGAACUUUAGCCGUUCGACUAGCAGCUAACAUAAUUGCAGGACAUCUUUUGUUGACACUUUUAGGCAAUAUAGGCCCUUCUUUGUCUUUGACUUUAGUGUCGUUUUUAAUACUAGCUCAAAUCCUUCUUUUAAUACUAGAAUCUGCUGUUGCAAUAAUUCAAUCGUAUGUAUUUGCUGUUCUAAGGACUUUAUAUGCCAGAGAAGUUAACUA